This is a messenger RNA of Myripristis murdjan (pinecone soldierfish), 3144 nucleotides long. It is a transcript of the gene glsl, whose product is annotated as glutaminase like. NCBI's taxonomy places the organism in Eukaryota, Metazoa, Chordata, Actinopteri, Holocentriformes, Holocentridae. Gene Ontology annotation, biological process: L-glutamine catabolic process. The record is from RefSeq and is a predicted model, not a curated record. The coding region runs from base 779 to 2695 and encodes 638 amino acids. Gene Ontology annotation, molecular function: protein binding; glutaminase activity. The transcript is spliced from 21 exons.
UGUUGUUCUCUUGUACCUAAAAUACCUUUACACCAUAUAUAUUCACGGUCAUCGGCCUAUGAAAGAUGCUAUAAGGUGUCCAAAGAUACAUGAGGACUUGAAAAAUGAAUUGAAAAAUACAGCUGAGCAGAAAGUACUGAAUCUCACCCAAACUUUUUGCAAAAUAUAAACAGGCACCCACUUUUUCAUAAAAUAUAACCCAUAAGACAUGUUUAGAUUUUAAAUGUUUUUAACAUGACUUAUGUGGAGAAAUGAGGCGUAUUCCAUUGUUGAAAGUGUGGGGACUCACUGAGUUUUUAUUGAACCUGACAGUUUUUAUCAUCUCAGACCCAGUUCAUAAUUUUCAUUUCAUGGUUCUCCAACUCAACAUAACUAAGUUGCAUGGAACCCUUUUUUUUUUUUUUUCAAUUAAAUCCUUUUCUUUCUCUGCUUUCCUCUGUUUAUCUCUUGCGUAACUUUCAUAGUUUCUGUAGUUUUUAUUGUCUUCUUUUAAUAUUUUGUGAUGUCACACUGAGUCAUUUUGUAAACAUUUUUCUUUUCUUUGAUAAUUGCCGGUUCUUGUUCAGCGGUGUGUGUGGUGGAUGUGGACCUCUGUGGUGAAGCUGGGAGUGUCUGCAGGCGCUGACUGGUUUUCUCUCGUCUCCAAGCCAUCCCACUAAGGAAAGUUUAUAGCCUGCAGACAUGCUCUCCGAGGGAGCCAGUCGCCUCACUGACUGCUUCGUCUUGUACGUGAGGGCCUUUGCAGAGAGUAACUGGAGUAACACAGUUUAAAUCUUCAAUGGAGAACAGCCCGAACCAGGAGGUGGAGGACAGCUCGUAUCUGUGCUUCCAGAGAACUCCAUCUCUGAGACGCAAAUGGAGGAAACGCUACGGCGGUCUGGACGGCAACAAACUGCUGGAGCCCAAUAAAGACCCAGAUGUGAGAGAGGAUGGACAGAUGACAGACGAGAGUCAGCAGAGGAACGCUGAGAACCAGGAUGCGGCUCCCCGCCCGCUGCCCAGAAACCACAAACCUGUCAGCCUCGUGAGUCCCGGACCAGCAGCAGCUCCUCUGUCAGUCAGUAAUGGCUGCCUGAAGCCUCCUCUUCCCCAGACAGCAGUCGUCCAACCAGAGGACAGAGGCUUCGUCCCAGCCCAUCCCUGGUUCCCCCACCAGCAGAGCCCGUCUAAACGCAGGGCAGCCGCUGACGUGUUGUUUGACAGCUUCGCUUCGGACGGAAGAAUCAACAUCAACCAGUUCUUUGAGGCGGUUUGGAGCUCUGGCCUGCACAGAUCAGACCCCCGACUCAGAGAAUGUUUCUUCCACCUGAGGAAACUGCAGGACGCUGAGGGAACAGUUGACAGAACCUCCUUCCACAGGUGUAUCACAGGAUUCGUCUCUCUCAUCCUCAAAGCCCUGCAGGGCCGGUUUGUCAUUCCAGAUUUUUCUACCUUCACUGAAGAGACACAGAAGUUGUUUUCGAGGUGUCGUCAGCUGUCGUCUGUCCAGGAGAAGGAAAAGGAGGGUGUGGACAGUGCCAAGUGGGGCGUCUCAAUCUGCACUGUGGAUGGACAGCGGCUGUCUCUGGGUGACUGUGCAGGGUCUCUGGUUCUGGGUGAGGUGUCGUGGCCACUGGUCUACGGCGUGGCGGUGGACCUGCUGGGCUCUGACUUCGUCCACAGAUACGUUGGCAUGGAGGAGUUCUCCAAAUACGACUCACCAUUCAGCCUCACUAAAACAGGAAUUCCUCACAGCCCGCUGACUGAGACUGGAGCCAUCGUCACUACAUCUUUACUACAGCUGGCAGGACGGCUGUGCGCAGAGGAGGAGGAGAAGUACGACUCGGUGCUGAACGUCAUCCGGAGGCUGUGCAACAAGGAGCAUGCCAACUUAAACUGCACCAGCUACCAGAGCAGCAGGAAGGCCAGCGUCCGACUCCAUGCCUUGUCCUUCUACCUGCAGGAGAAAAAGUGUUUUCCAGAGAAAGCUGACAUUAACGCUGCGUUGGAUCUAAUGCUGCAGUGCUCCUCAACAGAGGUCACCUGCGAAUCAGGAGCUGCCAUGGCUGCAUCGUUAGCCAAUGGGGGCCUCUGCCCUUUGUCAGGUGACCAGGUGUUGUCGCCAGUGGCAGUGCGGAGUAUGCUGUCCAUGAUGCAAGUAGCCGGGAUGAAGGAUUACUCCACAGCCUUCCACUAUAAGACGUCGAUACCAGCCAUGUCCAGCAGCCAUGGUGCCCUGCUGGCGGUAGUCCCUGGUGUUCUGGGACUGAUGGCUUUCUCUCCUGAGUUAGAUGCUUCUGGAAACCCUUGGAGAGCCGUCCACUUCUGCCAGGAGCUGAUAUCGACGUUUCAGCUGCACAGCUUUGACAUCAGGACUCCGUUCAGGCAGGUUUUGGCCUACAGGCAGUGGAAGGCUGAAUCCGAGGGCUACCAGAUCAUGAAUGUCCUGCUGGCAGCUUUUAAAGGAGACAUUCAGUCCCUGAGAAGGUACUUCCUGUCUGGUGUGGAUGUAAAUGCCGUCGACUACGAUGGCAGGUCGGCUCUGCAUGUCGCAGCCGCUGAGGGUCACACCGAGGUCAUCCGCUUCCUGCUGGAGAACGCAGGAGGAAACCCCGCCCUCAAGGAUAGGUGGGGGAGCUCUCCUCUGAACGAGGCCAGGAGGCACAACCAGGAAGCUGCAGUCCAGCUCCUGCAGGGGCAGCAGGGUGCCCUGUGAGCAGCUCAGCCACUAACAAAACCUUCACAAACCAUUUCUAUGAGCAUAAAGACAGCAAACUACACAUGAAAUACUGAAACACUCCUCAAAACAGCGAUAAACCUGGCAUUCAUGGAUCCAUGGAAUUGUUUGUUUUUUCUAGGAGAUAUCUGGCCAAAUAUAGAUGACAUGACAUUACAUCCAGAUAUUUGAUAACAGGAAAAUUUUCCAACUUAAACAUCUAUGAUGCAUGCCAGGUUUACGUGUCAGUCCUGGUGACAUGCAGCCAAAUGAAGAGGACGUGGAUGAGAAAAAAAGUUCGUUUAUGUUUGUGUUUUUUAAUGUUGAGUAGGCUCUGUCAGUGCUAUUGUAUUGCAGCACUGGAUUUUUAUUUCCAUUAAUAUUUUAUGAAAUUAAAAAAAAAAAUGGAUCUCAUGACUGUAGAAUAUGAUGAAGUAAAACACUUUUCU